AUGGGGUUCCCCGUCGGCGGCUACUCCGAGCUGCUCCUCCCUCGGACGCUCCUCGGCCUCACCCUCCUGCUGGGCUACCUGCGCCGCCUCGUCUCGGACGCCUUCAGCGCCUGCCUCGGCGUCCUCCUCUUUGACGACGGCUUGCGCGUCCGCCGCCGUCAAUCCACAGCGCUGGCCGUCGACCGGGCGCUCCCCGCCACGCGAUACGACGGCGACUGCCACGGCCGCGGCAGCGGCUGCGCCAUCUGUCUGUGCGAGUUCGAGCAGGGGGAGGCGGUGCGGAAACUGAGCGAUUGUCGCCACGUGUUCCACCGCGGCUGCCUCGACCGCUGGGUGGAGCAUGGCCGGAGCACCUGCCCCCUCUGCCGUGCUCCGCUGGUCAGCGACCUCGCUUGGGACGCCGCGCCUCACGCUUACCAUGACGACGACUGCGACGACUUCGCUCCCACAACUCGGGCCAUGCUUCUCCUUGAUCAACUCUUUUCCGCCUCGUGGUUCAAUUCCGCAGCCGACUAA
Molecule: messenger RNA, 516 nt
Organism: Zingiber officinale
Lineage: Eukaryota; Viridiplantae; Streptophyta; Magnoliopsida; Zingiberales; Zingiberaceae
Product: brassinosteroid-responsive RING protein 1-like
Exons: 1
Coding region: 1-516 (171 amino acids)
Biological process (GO): protein ubiquitination
Molecular function (GO): ubiquitin protein ligase activity
Source: RefSeq, a predicted model, not a curated record